Molecule: messenger RNA, 1296 nt
Organism: Drosophila sulfurigaster albostrigata
Lineage: Eukaryota; Metazoa; Arthropoda; Insecta; Diptera; Drosophilidae
Exons: 2
Coding region: 78-1220 (380 amino acids)
Source: RefSeq, a predicted model, not a curated record
GUUAUCGAUAGCUAGUAAUAUCGGUUUUAUCAGUUCUAUUUAGAUGUUAACAAAUUUAUUUAUAAAUUAACUACGCGAUGAACUCACUAAACUACGACUGCUUGAUGAUGAUAAUUAAGUACUUAAAUCUUAACGAUCAACUGUCGCUAUAUGAAGCCACUAAAGGCCAUUCAAAUCACUUGAACUCAAGUGUGUUUUUUGCCUGGAAGCAACAGCUCUGCUUUGAACUGAAUUCAGAAAACUUUCUGAAGUUUGAAGAGAAGCCAGAAAUGUUGGACAUAUUUCUGUCUAGCACUAGUGCAACAAUGCAGGAAUUGAAACUAGAAUUGGUUACAAAGAAGUUCCUCAAACGCUGGCAGAAUUUCACAUUUCCGAACAUGAAAACACUGGAAUAUAGCUGCGAUUGGGAUUAUGAUGCUGACAAAGUGAUAGAAAUAAUGAUAAAGCUCUUUCCUGGACUGCGCUGUGUGAAGACUCAUGAUGGGUUCCAUUAUGAUCGGCUGCAGAAAUGGUCGCAGUUGCGCAAACUGGAGUUGAGCGACUGUUGCGAGAAUCUUAAUGAACAUGAGGGCCCCGAAAUGAUUAUAAAGUGUCAGCUGUUGGAAGAGGUGACACUGUCGUGUGAUUUUCAUUGGCCUGACAUUUAUGAUGCGCUCAUGCAGUUGCCCAAGCUGCGUACAUUUACUUAUUAUGUGUUUGAUCGCGAUGACAUUUUAGACGUGCUGCUGGAGAAGCGUGGCAGCGACAUACAUAAGAUUACCUUUCACGAUUGCAUAUGGAAACACAGCAUGACCACAUUGUGCAAACUGAGCCACUUGCACCAAUUGACAUUGAAAGAGGAGCGUUUCACAGGCGAAGAACUAUGCAAACUGAUUACGAAUUUAAGGCACUUGCAGCGACUGGAUAUCAUCGACCAUCUGGUGAGGUUGAAAAAGGCAAAGCUGUGGCAAGCAGUUGCCAGCUGUCCAUCGCUAAAGAUCCUGAAUAUAUCAGGCGUGCAGCUGCACGAUGAAUGCUUUGAAUUUAGCCGAUGUCUCAUGGAGGAGACACUGAAGAAUCGGUCUCAGCCCUUAGCAUUGUAUUGCCACAACACAUAUGAAAACGAAAAGCUGCGUCACUUCAAGCAUCCAAAUCUGAGGAUUUCUUUUAAGCCCUUAGAACCGGAAAACGUCGGCUGGAAUAUGGUGCGACUGCAUUUGAAACCGUUGGACCCAUCCUGAAUUCCAUAAUGUGAUACUUUUCAUUAAUGAAAUUUACAAAUAUUAUAAUUACAAUAAAUGAUUCAAAACACUAUAA